Monodelphis domestica (gray short-tailed opossum) is the source of this 1726-nucleotide messenger RNA. RefSeq names its product cytochrome P450 family 2 subfamily D member 6 (gene CYP2D6). Gene Ontology annotation, cellular component: cytoplasm; intracellular membrane-bounded organelle. Gene Ontology annotation, biological process: xenobiotic metabolic process; arachidonate metabolic process. Gene Ontology annotation, molecular function: iron ion binding; heme binding; oxidoreductase activity, acting on paired donors, with incorporation or reduction of molecular oxygen, reduced flavin or flavoprotein as one donor, and incorporation of one atom of oxygen. Lineage: Eukaryota; Metazoa; Chordata; Mammalia; Didelphimorphia; Didelphidae. The record is from RefSeq and is a predicted model, not a curated record.
GGCGGCUGGGUGUGACCCCCACUCGGACGGGACGCCAUGGCGGUGCUGCAGGCUGGGGCUCGGCUCUUCUGCUGGGACACGCUGACGGCCGCGCUGCUGGCCCUCGCGCUCUUCCUGCUGCUGCUCGACUUGUCCGGGCGCUGGCGGCGGCCCCGCCGCUACCCGCCCGGCCCCGCCGCGCUGCCGCUGCUGGGAAACGCGCUGCAGGUGGACUUCCAAAACCUCCCGGAGUCCUUCGGGCAGCUCCAGAAGAAGUUCGGGAAGGUGUUCAGCGUGCAGCUCCUGUGGAAGCCCGCCGUGGUGCUGAGCGGGCCCGACGCCGUCCGCGAGGCCCUGGUGCACAGGUCCGAGGACACGGCCGGCCGGCCCCCCAGCCUCGUCUACAGCCACUUGGGCUUCGGGCCCAAUGCCCAAGGCGUCGUGCUGGCCCAGUACGGGGAGGCCUGGAAGGAGCAGAGGAGGUUCUCCCUGACCACCCUGAGGAACUUGGGCCUGGGGAAGCAGUCGCUGGAGCGCUGGGUGACGGCCGAGGCCGACUUCCUGUGCUCGGCCUUCGCGGCCCGGGAAGGACGGGCCUUUGACCCCAGCCACCUCCUGACCUGCUCCGUCACCAACGUGAUCUCGUCGCUGACCUACGCCAACCGCUUCGACUACGAGGACCGCAAGCUGCAGAGGCUCCUGGAGCUCCUGGAGCGCAGCCUGAAGGAGGACGUGGGGCUGCUGCGGGAGGUGGUCGACAGCUUCCCGGCGCUCCUGCACAUCCCCGGCCUGGCCCGUUGGUUCUUCGGAGCCCUCAAGGCGCUGCUGGGCAUCCUGGACGAGUUCUUGGAGGAGCACAAGCAGACGUUGGACCCCGCCGAGCCCCGGGACCUGACGGACGCCUUCCUGCUGGAGAUGGAGAAGGCCAAGGGGACCCCAGGGAGCAGCUUCACCCCCGCCAACCUCCGCAUGGUCGUGGCGGACCUGUUCACGGCCGGCAUGGUGACCACUGCGACCACCCUGCGGUGGGCCCUGCUGCUGCUGCUCCUGCAUCCCGACGUCCAGCGCAAGGUCCAGGAGGAGGUAGAUGUGGUCAUCGGCCGGAGCCGGAGGCCCACCAUGAAGGACCAGGCCCACAUGCCCUUCACCAAUGCCGUGAUCCAUGAAGUUCAGCGUUUCGGAGACAUCGUUCCACUUGGCAUCCCCCACAUGACAACUCGGGACACAGAGAUCCAAGGCUUCUUCAUCCCUAAGGGGACCGUGCUCAUCACCAACCUGUCCUCGGUGCUCAAAGACGAAGCUACCUGGGAGCAGCCUUACCGAUUCUACCCCGAGCACUUUCUGGAUGCUGAGGGCCGCUUUGUGAAGCCAGAAGCCUUCAUGCCUUUCUCUGCAGGCCGCCGGGUAUGCCUAGGGGAGCCACUGGCCAAGAUGGAGCUGUUCCUGUUUUUCACUUGCCUGCUGCAGGAUUUCUCUUUUGUCCUGCCUCCGGGGCACUCCAAGCCCAGUGACAAGGCAGAGGUCUCAUUUCUUUCAGCCCCACAGCCCUUCCAACUCUGCGCAGUGCCCAGAUAGGAGAGCUGCCUGCCCAGGAUCUCGACAACCCUGCCCCACCCAUACCCUCCGCCAUCACCUUUCACUAACCUGACUCCCCUCCCUUCUUUACCUGCAUGACCCCCUCCCUCCUCCCCUCGGGCUAAGGGAACAUGUCACUGACAUCCCAGGGAAUAAACAAUCUACCUUCUCA